This is a messenger RNA of Funneliformis caledonium, 2223 nucleotides long. Lineage: Eukaryota; Fungi; Glomeromycota; Glomeromycetes; Glomerales; Glomeraceae. The record is from the annotation of a GenBank genome assembly.
AUGGUUGUUAAUUCUGUUGUAGAUUUACCUGACUACGCAAGAGCCCCCGGAUUUCACUUUAAUUUAGGUGUAUUAUUACGAGACAAGCAAAAAGAACUUUUGUUGAAUGUUUCUAACACAAAUGAACAUGAAAAUAUAAUUAAAGUACUUAAAAAUGAAAGCAUAAUAGAUUCAAAAGGAAACAAAUUAGAUGAUACACAAGCUAGAUCCCUUGUUUCUUCAUUGUGUAAAGAAAUUGCGUUGAUUGAAGCCGGAAUUGAUAACAUUGUGAGAUUAGGUGGACGUUCGAGAUCCGAUAAAAUUACCCCUUUUAAUCUCGAAGAAAUAGUUAGAAAUCGUGAAAGGCCUGUGGGAAUUGAAGCAUAUUUGUUAGCUCAGGCCUACAAAUCGCUUGAUGACAUUAAAAAAGAUGCGGAUAAGAUUCAAAAUAGAUUGAGUCAAAGAUGGUUAACUUGGAACGAAAUUUCUCCUUAUUUAUCAUUUGAAUUUGCUGAACACUAUAGCAAAUUUUCCUAUUAUCAUGAUGAUCCCGAAGUACCGAAGUUUUUGUUAGAUAACGAUAACGAUAACGAUAUGGAUAUUGAUGAUGAAUCUUCAUGGAAAACUGCUGGCAGUGCUUCAAGGAAUAAACCGGUGUUUGAACAAUCAAAUUUGAAUAGCUAUGGUAUUUUUGAUAAUAGCGAUGAAUUUUAUUACGAAUUUGAUGUUGAUGAUGAAUAUGUUGAGCCAAUUUAUGAUUCAAUGCAAAGCUUUCUUUGUGGGGAAAAACUUGAAUGUGGACACUUAUGUCCUUAUAAAUGUCACUUUGAUAACCCAGACCAUAUUAAUAUAUUUUGCAGAAAGGAAUGUAUUAAAUUACAUCCAGAAUGUUUACAUCCUUGUAGCAAGUUUUGCGGCGAAAAAUGUGGUGAUUGUUCUUUGGUCAUUGGUGAUAUAAUGUUGCCUUCUUGUGGUCAUUUGUAUCCAAGAGCUAAGUGUUAUGAAACUCGCAACGUUGAUUCAAUACUUUGUCACAUAAAAGUAUCUAAAACAUUACCUAAUUGUGGACAUAAGCUUGAAGUAAUGUGUUAUGAAUCAGUAGAUGAUAUUGUCUGUAAACAACCAUGUGGAGAAUUAACCAAAUGUGAACAUAUAAAUGCGUUGGAAGCUGCUAUAAGAAAUUUGGACAAUAACAGACCGAAUAUGUUAGAAAGAUUUAAAAGUAUUCGAUUAUAUUCGACAGAUAAUAGCAAGAAGAACAAUAUUGAGGGUCCAGAUAAAAUUGUCCCCGAAGUUACCAUUAAAGAACAAUUUUAUCAAAUUGGAAAGUACCAUUCUAUUCCAGAACAACAAACAAAGCUAUGGCAAAAUCAUAUUAAAGAUCUCUAUAAAUCAUAUAAUCAAUUGACAAUGAUUAUGGCACAUACAAAAAACCCACCUCACAAAAAGGCAUUUGAUGCAGCUUUGACACGUCUUUACAAUGAAAAAUCAAAGGUUCCAAUCGAUGUGUUCAAUUUUGAAAAUAUUAACAUCGCAGAUGACUCAGUCCGCUUUGAGCAAAGUCUUCGAGAAGUGGGUUUGAUUGCACCACAAUUAGACCGCCGUGUUUACAUUGACGCUUUCUUUGAAAUUGUUAACGCUCAAAAAAUUAUGUUUCACGAAGUAGUUCGAAUAAUUUCAGAAUUACCGAAUACAGAAGUGCCUCAUUCAGAAGAAAGACAAGGUUAUAUUUCAGUAUUAGCAACACGAAAAAAUUGGAUCGGGUUUUGUGGCAGAAUAAUUGAUUCAAUUACAAACCAUUUGGAAAAAAUUUUUCAAACAUGUGAAGAAAGUAAAUAUGGACGGCAUCUAGUGCAAGCUUCAUUAGAAUUGGUGGAAUUUGAAUACCAAGUUGGUAGAUUUAAUUUAAACAAUCGAAUGAACCCCCAAAUUUCUAUAUCCGAGCCAAUUAAAAGGGAAAUUAUAGAGAAAUGUAAUAAAAUCCGCAAAGAUUGUAAAAAAAUACAACGGGAUUAUUUGCAAAAAAUUAAUUUAGAAUAUUUUCAAGGACAAUGCGAAGCGAGGAUUGUUAAGUUAUUGAAUGAUGUAAAUGAAUUACAAGAGAAAGCAGAAAAUUAUGGACAAUUAACUCGAGAAGAAAAAGAGCAAUGCAAGCUAGCAGCAGCGGUUGGUGGAGGUAGCCAUAGUUUAACUAGUGGAAACAGACGUAAUGUCGAAUUUGACACAAUGGGUGGAACAAUUUAG